This is a messenger RNA of Cannabis sativa, 2041 nucleotides long. Its product is annotated as phosphatidylinositol 4-kinase gamma 4. The transcript has 2 exons. Gene Ontology annotation, molecular function: protein binding. Bases 1 to 1755 code for a protein of 584 amino acids. The record is from RefSeq and is a predicted model, not a curated record. NCBI's taxonomy places the organism in Eukaryota, Viridiplantae, Streptophyta, Magnoliopsida, Rosales, Cannabaceae.
AUGUCUUCGGCCGGUAUAGCUGCGCUUAGUCCACUUUGCAAUGAGCCUUUAAUUUCUAAUAACAUUUUCCGAGCUCUGGCUGAUUUGGUCUCCAGCGAGUCCAUUUUGAUAUAUCUCUCAGUUUCGGGAUCUAUUAUCCCAAUGAGUGUUUUGGAGUCUGAUUCUAUUGAGUCAGUGAAGCUCAGGAUUCAAUCCUAUAAAGGGUUUGUGGUCAAGAACCAGAAGUUGGUUUGUGGAGGCCGGGAGCUGGCUCGUAGCAAUUCGCUGCUCCGGGAGUAUGGUGUUGGAGAUGGAAAUGUAUUGCAUUUGGUUCUUAAGCUUUCGGAUCUUCAGGUCAUCAAAGUUCGAACUACUUCAGGUAAAGAGUAUACUUUUCAUGUGGAACGUGGUAGAGAUGUUAGGUAUGUUAAACAAAAGAUUGCGAAGAAAGGGAAGGAAUUUGUUGAUCUUGAGGAGCAAGAAGUUGUUUGCAACGGGGAGCAACUUGAGGAUCAGAGACUUAUCGAUGAUAUCAGCAAACAUAAUGAUGCUGUUAUUCAUUUGUUGGUUAGGAAAUCUGCAAAAGUUCGUACUAGACCAGUCGAGAAGAAUUUUGAACUGUCUAUUGUGGCAUCUGAUUUGACUGAUGUGGGAAGCAAUGGAGUUGAUGGGAAAGUCAAUAAGAUGCAACAUGAUGUUGGGAAAGUGCUUUUGCCUAGGAAGCCUUCUUACAAGGAACCUAUGUUGGAGCCUUUUAUUGUGAACCACAAGAUUAAAUUGCCCUCAGCCAUAAAGGACAUGAUUAAUGCUUCACUUAAUGGAUUAAGUAGCGGGAAUCAUCCAGUCAGGUCUUUAGAGGGUACAGGAGGAGCAUAUUUUAUGCUGGAUUCAUCAGGGAAAAAGUAUAUUUCUGUGUUCAAACCAAUGGAUGAAGAGCCCAUGGCUGUAAAUAAUCCUAGGGGACUUCCAUUGUCGUUAGACGGAGAAGGGUUAAAGAAAGGAACAAGAGUUGGAGAGGGAGCAUUGAGAGAAGUUGCAGCAUACCUUUUGGAUCAUCCAAUGAAUGGCCACCGCUCGUUCAUUGGUGAUAAAGAGGGCUUUGCUGGUGUCCCGCCCACAUUUCUCGUCAAGUGCUUUCACAAAGAGUUCAACCAUUCUGGUGAUAUGACUGCCAAGCUUGGAUCACUGCAGAAAUUCAUGGACAAUAAUGGAAGUUGUGAGGAUAUGGGCCCUGGAUCUUUCCCUGUUAAGGAAGUACAGAAAAUCUCUGUGUUAGAUAUUAGGUUGGCCAAUGCUGACAGACAUUCUGGAAAUAUAUUGCUAAGCAAAGGAGAAGAUGGCAAGACUGUGCUGAUUCCAAUUGAUCAUGGGUACUGCUUGCCUGAAAGUUUUGAAGAGUGUACAUUUGACUGGCUUUAUUGGCCACAAGCUCGUGUACCGUACUCUGAUGAGGUAGUUGAUUACAUUAAUUCGCUGGACGCAGACGAGGAUAUCGCAAUUCUGAAGUUCCAUGGAUGGGAGUUGUCCCCCGAAUGUGCUCGUACUCUUUGCAUCUCCACUAUGCUCUUGAAGAAGGGAGUUCAGAAAGGUCUCACCCCCUUUGAAAUCGGAAGCAUAAUGUGCAGAAAAACCUUGAAUACAGAAUCCAUUAUGGAGGAGAUUGUCCAAGAAGCAAAGGAUUCUGUGCUCCCUGGAACAAGUGAAGCUGCAUUCCUUGAGGCUGUCUCUCAAAUCAUGGAUGGCCGCCUUCAUGAAAUUGUUAAGUCAACUUCUUGAUAGUGGCAAUUCAUUAAAAAAAUAAAUAAAAAAAAAGUAAAUUCAUGUUUAGGGUAAUUGUACAUGUUUGUGUAUGGCAGUUUGACAACAGGAUAUUUUGUCCAUACAAUUUCGUAAAGGAUUUUUUCAUUUCUUUUAUUUCCUUCCCUUCCCUUCGUAAUUCUUUCCUUGGCCAUUACUACAAUGUCUUUGAUUGAGUUAACUGUUAGGUCUUUGGUUCAUGACUGAAAGUAUUUCCCAGUUUGUAUGUAUGACAGAUAUAAAUAUAUGGCUUUCCUUUUCAUCA